Porites lobata is the source of this 1265-nucleotide messenger RNA. The record is from the annotation of a GenBank genome assembly. NCBI's taxonomy places the organism in Eukaryota, Metazoa, Cnidaria, Anthozoa, Scleractinia, Poritidae.
AUGGCGGGCAUUGAACAGGUUGUAACUGUUCGUUAUGUAAGAGAGCUUGUUGAAGAGCAGGAAAAAACACAUAGAGAAGUAAGUGACAUUUUAAGGCAAGAGCAUCCUGGAGUGCAAGGACUAUCCGAGAGAAGUGUCCGCCGGUACUGUGCUACGAAUGGGAUACGACGUCAUGAUUCGCAUUUAACUCGUGGAGCUGUCGAUGAGGUGGUGGCUUCUGCAGCUGCUGAGGUGAGGGUGUAUGUUUUUAACAUUUUUAGUUUUGGAUUCGUAAGCUAUACGAUAUCCUUCCUUGUAGUAAACGUUUUAAGGUUUGCUACAAGUUGUGAACUUGUCGUUUUGUUCACCUGUGUAGCGUCACUUGAGGCGUCACACAACGCUCGUCGCUAAAUGAACAAGGAAUGCGUUACUUUCUUACUCUCAAUUCUGGAACUCCCUGCCCUAGCAUACCGUAUUUCCUCGAAUAAUAGCCGAGGCCGAUUAUUUCUUUUUCUCACACAAAAAGGGGGCGAUUAUUCGAGGGAGGCGAUUAAUCAUGGGACGGUUAUUAUUUGAGGAAAUACGUUAUUAGAACACCAAAAAUAACGUUACAUUUAAAUCUUGACUAAAGACUUUCUUAUUUGUGAAGGAAUGUUUUCUUUGCUGUUUGAUUUUUUUGUUGCCCUCCUAUUUGACCAAGCAUUGGCUUGCAACCAUGGAUACAUUUUCGCAAGGGAAAUGUAAGCUUUGAUUCUUGAUUGUGCUAACUUAUUGGUAGCUCGUAUUUCCGUUUUGCUUGAAAAUGGCGAGAGCGGUUAAGGCUGUAUUGGUCUCUCUUUGUGUCAAUGUCACGCAACAAACGCCAAGUGGUUUAUUGACUAAAUGGCCUGGCCGAUUCAAUAUACUUUUUUAUACUUAAACAAAGGUUUUUAAUCGUAAAGGCUGGUGCUACAUACGGAAGAAAGAUGAUGACUGGCCACAUCAAGCAUUCGACAGGCUUGCGACUGGGAGUAAACAGAGUGGGGCAGGCACUUAAACGCGGUAAUCCACGCCAGCACCAUGAACGACAGACAUCGAUUACCCGCCACUUAAACCCUGUUCCAUACUAUGCCGAAUACUUUGGACACAAGCUCCAUCUUGAUCAAAACGAAAAGCUUAUUCGUUAUGGCGUGACAGAGGUUAUAGCAGUAGAUGGCUAUAGUUCCUUUAUAACUGCUACAUCGGUAAUGCCAUUGAAAAAUAAUAUCACCAUCUACAGGGAUGUGUUCAGGUUAGCUCCGACAUAA